This is a messenger RNA of Eutrema salsugineum, 1392 nucleotides long. RefSeq lists its product as uncharacterized. The record is from RefSeq and is a predicted model, not a curated record. Lineage: Eukaryota; Viridiplantae; Streptophyta; Magnoliopsida; Brassicales; Brassicaceae. The coding region runs from base 209 to 796 and encodes 195 amino acids. The transcript is spliced from 2 exons.
ACUCUCUAACUAUUGCACAACAAAAAUACUACUAUAACGUAACCGAGAUCUGAACUUGCAGUCAAACUAAAACUUCCCGAUCUCCCUCUUCGGCGCGCGUGGUGGCUCACCGUCGCCGGAGGAGGGACCCCCAUGUUUCCCUCUUUCUUCUGCAUCUCUUUUUUUCUCUUUAGAUCUGGUUUCCGCCGUGCUGGGUGUUGCAGGAACGAUGGUGGUUUCGUCGGUGGGUUCUCGACGACAGCGGCGCGGGCUUCAGCGGUGUCGCUGGAUCCGCGGUGGAGGUGGUCCGUCUUCAUUCGUAGUUGGCGUCCCCCUCUGUCUGCCUUCGUUUUUUCCGGCGUCUCUUCCUCUCUUCUCGCAUCUGGCUUCUUUUUCUCUCCGGCGUGUUUCCUCGGCGUUUCUUUUAGAGUCUCCUGCCUCAGACGAGCUCUCUGGCUUUAGUCGAAGGUGUGCAGGUGGUGGCUGUCUCUUCCGGCUACAGUCCCUCUCAAACUUCGUUCGCGAGGUGUCGAAGUGGUGGCUAGAUAGUAAAGAGCUUCUGUCAAUUCCAGCGGUCCAGUAUUGGAUUUUGAGGACGAAUUUGAUCUCUGGCUUAAGGGAUUUUGGCAGCGGCUUUUGGCUUGUGACAAGCCUCGGAGUGGUGGCUCUCGUAUCUCCGGCAGGUGCGGUCUAUCGACGGUGUCUCUCAGCGGUGGCUCAAGACGGGUGGCUCGGUGGUUGCCCCGCUGGUUUGUCUCAGCUUUUGGCUCCUCCGCCGUCUACGGCAUCGGUGUGGCAUGAGAUACCGAUGCCAUGAGAUUUUUCGAAGGUGCGUGUGUCCGAUUAUAUGCGAUAGCUCUGCGUUUGUGUAUAGUUCUUGGUUUGUGGUGGCUCUGGAUGUGAUCCGGUGUAGAUGGUGGAGUAUUACUGGACGUGAUUGUUGAGGCGUCGGUUUGUUGUUGUGGCUAGUUUGUAGCUGUGGGAGCUGGUUCUCGAGGAAAUUCGUUUUUUUCGGGAAUGGUAGUCCGAGGUGACUCUCCGAUGGCCCUUGCGGACUCCCUUGUCAACGGUUGCAGGUUAGUCCGUUACGGAAUCCGGAAAUUUCGUUAGUUCUCGGGGAAGCUGUAGGCGUUUCUCUUUUGAGGUUUGAGGGCUGGCCUCGGGAAGAUGCUCGUGGCAACAAAGAUGAGAACUCUAAUUCUUCGGAGCUGUGGCAAUUACGGGGUGAUCUGCGUUUUGGCGUGCGACUGCUGCUUUCCCGUCUGGUUUUGCUUCGGUUUUAUUUUUAAUUUCACAAUCCAUUUUCUUAUGCUUUCGUUGAUGUUUGUUGCAUUUAUCGGAUUUGUUAGUAGUUUUUUAUUUUUGGUCUUUCUGAUUUCUUUGUAAUCUCUGUAACUUCUGUAAAAAAUCCGA